Messenger RNA from Xylaria bambusicola, 1025 nucleotides. RefSeq lists its product as uncharacterized. Lineage: Eukaryota; Fungi; Ascomycota; Sordariomycetes; Xylariales; Xylariaceae. Gene Ontology annotation, biological process: protein ubiquitination. The transcript has a single exon. The record is from RefSeq and is a predicted model, not a curated record. Gene Ontology annotation, molecular function: ubiquitin protein ligase activity. The coding region runs from base 112 to 636 and encodes 174 amino acids.
AUCUGGGAUUUCCUCUUCUUCUCCCACUCACCCACCCACACGCACCCAAUCUCCCGCAUCACCAACAUCACGGGUCAGCACAAGAGAGGGUGGGCUCCCAGUCAUAUCAUCAUGGAGCCUGAGAUGAGAGAAGAGGAUCGGGUCUUUGAGAAUUUGCCAGUCGAAAUUCCACAACAUGAUAUAUUGGCCUUCCCUCGCCUGGUGGUGGGAGAAGGGAAGCUCGGCUACAUACGCAGAGGCCUUGAUUGUUUCUGCUGUUUGGAGUUUAUACCAACGGGAGAAGAAGUCCUCAAACUGCCGUGCGGCCACUGGUUUCACACCGAAUGCAUUUGUACCUGGGCAAUGACGGGUGCAAGCUGCCCUAACUGUCACCGGGAUUUUCGCGAGCCUCUGCUGGACUUUGUCCACCAACCUAGGGAACAAGAAGAGGAUGAUACCGCUUCAUCCGGCAGUCGGAUUGCUAUUAGCCCACAUGAAAGCCCCGCCCCCUACACGUCGCCGACAAGAACACAUCGCCCUCCAGAUCCCCCCCCCCCCAUGUCCUCCCGCGCGAGUACGACUAUCCGUGCCGGUCUAUCAGAACAUUUAGAGUCUGUACAUGAGGAGAACAGGCUCAUUAGGAGGAACAAAUUCUGAGCCUUCAAAUUCAAGGUCCAAUUACUGUUCGAGUCCCGGGGAGUAUCCGCAGAGGAAUUGGCUCAGCUACAGGCACUAUUCGAAGAGCAGGAAGAGAAUAUGCAGUCCGCACAGCAAAAGCAUUUACAGGACAUGAAAGAUACCUUCCAGAUGUUUGGAGUAUGAGUUUGUAUUGGGUCAUUUUUGACAAGUGUGUAUACGUUGCCUUCAACAGCUUGGGAAUUAGCUAGAUACAUCACCGACUGAAAGAAGUCUGCCAUAUCCGUCUGUAGGAAGAAGACAUCGCAGACAUAGGUAAUGAACGAAGACAGACGCCUAUUUAAAAGCUCAUCCCUACGCCACAUUUGAUAGCGCUCGCCAUGUCCUCGGUGUGAUUGUGAUGAUUCAUU